Liolophura sinensis is the source of this 1088-nucleotide messenger RNA. RefSeq names its product phosphatidylinositide phosphatase SAC2-like. Gene Ontology annotation, molecular function: phosphatidylinositol-4-phosphate phosphatase activity. Bases 42 to 1088 code for a protein of 348 amino acids. Gene Ontology annotation, cellular component: early endosome; clathrin-coated endocytic vesicle. The record is from RefSeq and is a predicted model, not a curated record. Lineage: Eukaryota; Metazoa; Mollusca; Polyplacophora; Chitonida; Chitonidae. Gene Ontology annotation, biological process: phosphatidylinositol dephosphorylation; regulation of endocytic recycling. The transcript is spliced from 10 exons.
CAUUUACUAUGGUGUAAAUUGCGAUAUCUAUCUGGAAUAUUAUGGAGUUGUACCAAGCCAGUGAUCAUUAUAUUCUUGUGGACGGAGAACACAGUCUAUGGUGCAAUCGUUUCAAUGGAUCAGUAAAAGCUGGCAAAGGUACAGACUUGUGCUUGGCCUGGAACCCAAUAUGCCUGGGCCUGGUGUAUGGUGUUGUCGGGAAGAUCAAGCCUCAUCCUGACUCAGAGAACUGGUUAAUCUUGAUACGACAGACAAAUUUUGUUGGCAAGUUUUUUGAUAAACAUGAAGUCUUCAAAAUUGAGAAAAUUGCCGUCCUGCCACUGUCCACAAGUGAACCAGCAGACCUCGAUAUUGACUUAUGCAGAAAACACCAUUUUGGCAUCAAAAAGCCAGAGAGAAUCACCCAAGCAGCUCAGGGCCAGAAACGAGCCUUACAGAAAACUCUCAGCUCUAUUAAAUCUGCAGCGGAAAAUGUCAAGCCAAAAAAGAAAGAGGUUAAGGACAAGGAGAAGUUUGAAAAAAAAAUGUUGGAGGAACUGUUGAAAAUGUUCAAUGAUGGAGAAGGGUUCUAUUUUUGUAACACAAUGGACCUGACCACAAACAUACAACAACAACAUCAGUCCUGUUACGACAAAUCCAAACCAUUGUGGGUUCGUGCUGACGAGAGGUUCUUCUGGAAUAGACAUAUGCUGAAGGAGCUGAUUGACUCUGAGGAUGAGUUAGCCCAGCACUGGAUCCAGCCUAUUGUGCAUGGUUACAUCCAGCAGGAAUGGUGUGUGAUGGACUUCAGCGAGAACCAUUCCCCAGCCGACAACUCCCUCACCCCCGAUUUCUCCAAAAACACCGACUGCUUGUGCUUUCUCAUCUCACUUAUAUCACGCAGGAGCCGACAUCGAGCUGGUACGCGAUCAAAAAAGCGGGGAUUAGAUGAAACUGGAGCAUGCGCAAAUUAUGUGGAGACUGAACAGGUGAUCGAGUACUCCCCACAUGUGGUCUCCUUCGUCCAAGUACGUGGCUCCGCCCCAAUGUUCUGGAGCCAAUCAGGCUUCAAGUAUAGACCUCCUCCUGUCCUGGACAAAGGUGCAUAA